GCCGCGAACCCAAGAUGGCGGUGUGUGGACGUGUACGGGGGAUGUUCCGCUUGUCGGCGGCGUUGCCGCUGCUGCUGCUCGCGGCGGCAGGGGCCCAGAACGGCCUCGGUCAGGGCCAGGGUCCGGGGGCCAACUUUGGGCCUUUCCAGGGCCAAGGUGGAGGCGGCAGCCCGGCCGGGCAGCAGCAGCCUCAGUUAUCGCAGCAGCAGCAGCAGCAGCCGCCGCCUCAGCAGCAGCAGCAGCCCCAGCAGCAGCAGCAGCCCCAGCAGCAGUCUCUUUUCCUGGCGGGCGGGCUCCCGGCCCGGCGGGGCGGAGCGGGGCCCGGUGGGACUGGCGGAGGCUGGAAGCUGGCGGAGGAAGAGUCCUGCCGGGAGGACGUGACCCGUGUGUGCCCCAAACACACCUGGAGCAACAACCUGGCGGUGCUCGAGUGCCUGCAGGACGUGAGGGAGCCCGAGAACGAGAUUUCUUCAGACUGCAAUCAUUUGCUGUGGAAUUACAAGCUGAACCUGACUACGGAUCCCAAAUUUGAAUCUGUGGCCAGGGAGGUUUGCAAGUCAACUAUUUCCGAGAUUAAAGAAUGUGCAGAAGAACCAGUUGGAAAAGGUUACAUGGUUUCCUGCUUGGUGGAUCACCGCGGCAACAUCACUGAGUAUCAGUGUCAUCAAUACAUUACCAAAAUGACAGCCAUCAUUUUCAGUGAUUACCGCCUGAUCUGCGGCUUCAUGGAUGACUGCAAAAACGAUAUCAACCUCUUGAAAUGCGGCAGCAUUCGUCUUGGGGAAAAGGAUGCACAUUCACAAGGUGAGGUGGUGUCGUGUUUGGAAAAAGGCCUGGUGAAAGAGGCAGAAGAAAAAGAGCCCAAGACUCAAGUCUCAGAUCGCUGCAGGAAAGCCAUCCUGAGGGUGGCGGAGCUGUCGUCGGAUGACUUCCAUCUGGACCGGCACUUGUAUUUUGCUUGCCGAGAUGACCGGGAGCGCUUUUGUGAGAACACACAAGCUGGUGAAGGAAGAGUGUAUAAAUGCCUUUUUAACCAUAAAUUUGAAGAAUCCAUGAGUGAAAAGUGUAGAGAAGCACUAACUACACGCCAAAAGCUCAUUGCCCAGGAUUAUAAAGUCAGUUAUUCAUUGGCCAAAUCCUGUAAGAGUGACUUGAAAAAAUACCGGUGCAAUGUGGAAAACCUUCCUCGGUCCCGGGAAGCCAGGCUCUCCUACCUUCUGAUGUGCCUGGAGUCAGCAGUGCACAGAGGGCGGCAGGUAAGCAGUGAGUGCCAAGGUGAGAUGCUGGAUUACCGACGCAUGCUGAUGGAAGACUUCUCUCUGAGCCCCGAGAUCAUCCUGAGCUGUCGAGGGGAGAUUGAACACCACUGUUCUGGAUUACAUCGGAAAGGGCGAACCCUCCACUGUCUGAUGAAAGUAGUUCGGGGUGAGAAGGGGAACCUUGGAAUGAACUGCCAGCAGGCGCUUCAGACACUGAUUCAGGAGACGGACCCCGGUGCAGACUACCGCAUUGAUCGAGCUUUGAAUGAAGCUUGUGAGUCUGUAAUACAGACAGCCUGCAAGCACAUACGAUCCGGAGACCCAAUGAUUCUUUCAUGUCUGAUGGAGCAUUUAUACACAGAGAAGAUGGUGGAAGACUGUGAACACCGUCUCUUAGAGCUACAGUAUUUUAUCUCUCGGGAUUGGAAGUUGGACCCUGUUUUAUACCGAAAAUGCCAGGGAGAUGCUUCCCGCCUUUGCCAUACCCAUGGCUGGAAUGAGACCAGUGAACUUAUGCCUCCUGGAGCUGUGUUUUCUUGCCUAUACAGACAUGCCUACCGCACAGAAGAGCAAGGAAGGAGGCUCUCACGAGAAUGUCGAGCUGAAGUCCAGAGGAUCCUGCACCAGCGAGCCAUGGAUGUUAAGCUGGAUCCUGCCCUCCAGGACAAGUGCCUCAUAGACCUAGGGAAGUGGUGCAGUGAGAAGACGGAGACCGGGCAGGAGCUUGAGUGCCUUCAGGACCAUCUGGAUGACUUAGCUGUGGAAUGCAGAGACAUCGUGGGCAACCUCACCGAGUUGGAGUCCGAGGAUAUACAAAUAGAAGCUUUGCUGAUGAGAGCCUGUGAGCCUAUAAUUCAGAACUUUUGCCAUGAUGUGGCAGACAACCAGAUCGACUCUGGGGACCUGAUGGAGUGUCUGAUCCAGAACAAGCACCAGAAGGACAUGAACGAGAAGUGUGCCAUUGGUGUCACUCACUUCCAGCUGGUACAGAUGAAGGAUUUUCGAUUCUCUUACAAGUUCAAAAUGGCCUGCAAAGAGGAUGUGUUAAAGCUUUGCCCCAACAUAAAGAAGAAGGUGGACGUCGUGAUCUGCCUGAGCACCACCGUGCGCAACGACACUCUGCAGGAAGCCAAGGAGCACCGGGUGUCACUCAAGUGCCGCAGGCAGCUCCGUGUGGAAGAGCUGGAGAUGACAGAGGACAUCCGUUUGGAACCAGAUCUGUACGAAGCCUGCAAGAGUGACAUCAAGAACUACUGUUCUACAGUGCAAUAUGGAAAUGCUCAGAUUAUUGAAUGUCUAAAAGAAAACAAGAAGCAGCUGAGUACCCGUUGCCACCAGAAAGUAUUUAAGCUGCAGGAGACGGAGAUGAUGGACCCAGAGCUAGACUAUACUCUGAUGCGAGUCUGCAAGCAGAUGAUUAAGCGGUUCUGUCCAGAAGCAGAUUCUAAAACUAUGUUGCAGUGUUUAAAACAAAAUAAGAACAGUGAAUUGAUGGAUCCCAAAUGCAAACAGAUGAUAACCAAGCGUCAGAUCACCCAGAACACAGAUUACCGCUUAAACCCUGUGCUGAGGAAGGCCUGUAAAGCUGACAUUCCUAAGUUCUGUCACGGUAUCCUGACUAAGGCCAAGGAUGAUUCAGAGCUAGAAGGCCAAGUUAUCUCAUGCCUCAAGCUGAGAUAUGCUGACCAGCGCCUGUCUUCAGACUGUGAGGACCAGAUCCGCAUCAUCAUCCAGGAGUCUGCGCUGGAUUACCGCCUGGACCCUCAGCUCCAGCUGCACUGCUCAGAUGAGAUUGCCAAUCUAUGUGCUGAAGAAGCAGCAGCCCAGGAGCAAACAGGCCAAGUAGAAGAGUGCCUGAAGGUCAACCUGCUCAAGAUCAAGACAGAGCUGUGUAAAAAGGAAGUGUUAAACAUGUUGAAGGAAAGCAAAGCAGACAUCUUUGUGGACCCAGUUCUUCACACAGCAUGUGCCUUGGACAUUAAACACCACUGUGCAGCCAUCACCCCUGGCCGUGGGCGUCAGAUGUCCUGCCUGAUGGAGGCCCUGGAAGAUAAGCGAGUGAGGUUGCAGCCAGAGUGCAAAAAGCGCCUCAAUGACCGGAUUGAAAUGUGGAGUUACGCAGCCAAGGUGGCUCCAGCAGAUGGCUUCUCUGAUCUUGCCAUGCAAGUGAUGACGUCACCCUCAAAGAACUACAUCCUGUCUGUGAUCAGCGGGAGCAUCUGCAUACUGUUCCUGAUUGGCCUGAUGUGUGGACGGAUCACCAAGAGAGUGACGCGAGAGCUGAAAGACAGGUAGAGCCGCAGGCCUGACCACCAAGGAGCCACCGCCCAGGCCCGCCUGUACAGCCGUCCUGUAUAGUGUACCCUCUCACUGCGCCCUCUAACGGUGGCACCGACACCCACAGUAGAGCAGCCUCAGGUGCCCACUGCAUCUUCCCAUCCAGACUUGGCCAUGUCCUCGGUGUCCUCCUCCUCCUCCCAGCUGCCUUUGCAGCGUCGGCAGCUGGCUGCUUUGGUGGUAGCUUCUGUUGGCGAAGGUUUACCUGCCUGUAGACAAUUCAGUCAUACCUACAGAACUGCUGGUACUUCCAGAACCGACUCACCUGACCUGCAACUCAAAGUUUUUUAAAAAAAACA
Messenger RNA from Mus pahari (shrew mouse), 3895 nucleotides. RefSeq names its product golgi glycoprotein 1 (gene Glg1). Gene Ontology annotation, cellular component: Golgi membrane. The transcript has 26 exons. The record is from RefSeq and is a predicted model, not a curated record. Gene Ontology annotation, molecular function: fibroblast growth factor binding. The coding region runs from base 15 to 3554 and encodes 1179 amino acids. NCBI's taxonomy places the organism in Eukaryota, Metazoa, Chordata, Mammalia, Rodentia, Muridae.